AUGCUUAUGCCAAAGCAAAACCGCAAACUUAUCUACGAAAGUCUUUUCAAAGAGGGAGUAUUAGUUGCCAAGAAGGAUUUCAAUGCACCCAAACAUCAAGAUAUCGAUGUUCCUAAUCUUCAUGUGAUCAAAGCUUGUCAAAGUCUUCGUUCUAAGGGUUACGUAAAUACACGAUUUUCGUGGCAGUAUUAUUAUUACUCUUUAACUAAUGAAGGCAUUUCAUAUCUGAGGGAAUAUUUACAUUUACCUCAAGAAAUUGUUCCGGCUACUCUCAAAAAACAAGCUCGACCAGCUGGAGGUGGGAGAGGACGUCCAGAAUCAGAACGGGAUUCUGGUGCUUAUCGACCUCCACAAAGUCGUGGUGAUCGUGGUGACCGUGGCGACCGUGGUGAUUAUCGUCGACGCGAUGAUGAAGGUAAAAAGGAGGGAGCUUCUAGUGACUUUAAUCCUGUAUUCAAAGGUGGUUAUGGUCGCGGACGAGGAGGACGUUCAGAAUAG
Molecule: messenger RNA, 498 nt
Organism: Diversispora eburnea
Lineage: Eukaryota; Fungi; Glomeromycota; Glomeromycetes; Diversisporales; Diversisporaceae
Source: the annotation of a GenBank genome assembly